AUGGAUGAAACUCUGCCGCCCUGGGGAAACUGCCCGGUGCGCAUCUCCGGCCCGGAAUAUCCCGGCUCGAGGGGCGCCAGGGCUGUGGCUCUUAGGCUCGUCUUGAAGCCCGAGCCGCCGCAGGGAACCCGCCGCCUGAGCCCGUCUGGCAGUCUCAGCGCCGCAGCAGAGACUCCACCCCGGAGCACGCGUCCGGGUCUUUACAGUAGCCGGGCCGGAGGCGGCAGCCGCGGCACCUCAGGGUCGUUCCAGGGCCGCCGCGCUAGGAAAGGUGUGGACGGCCGGAGAGGAAAGGGACCCGUCGCGCCGGGGUCUCGGGCUGACCGGGAGCCGCAGGGAGGGCGGGAGAAAGGGCGGCCGGGCAGCGCGCCCGCCCCUUCCGUCGUGGCCGCGCAUGCUCAGUGGCGGGAGGGGCCGGGAGGAGGCGGCAGGCGCCCCAGCGGCUUUGCAUUGACGCCAGCACCCGCUGGAGGUCACAGCUGGGGGCUGGGCGCGGCGUGCUGCCGGGAAGAUCCGGCCCGGCAAACGGAGCCGGAGUCGCUCCGCCGGCAGCUACCGGGUGAGCGCCGCCGCUUCAGCGCUUCUCGACGGCACGGCUUCAGAUCCGACUGGAGCCGAGGUCCCUCCUUCCCUACCCGGGCGGACGCGGCUUCGCCGCCCCGACCGGCUUCCUCCGGCGAGAGAUCUAGGCUAGCUUUCUCCGCCACCAGCCCUCGGACCAGGAGCAUUUAUUCGCGGGGCGGCAGGCGGAGCGGCGUGGGUGCCCGAGCCUCGAGAGUCGGCGGCUGCAGCGCCGCGGAGCGGGAACGGGAACGGGGCCGUGAGCGGGCGCAGCAGGGAGCUCACGUCCCUCGGGGGGCGCGCCGCCCCACGGCGCGGACUCGCCUGCUCUCGGGUCGGGACAGCUCAAAUCUCCUCCCCCGAAAUUCCCCGGAAGCGCGGCGCUGCCGAGGCGAGCGCGGCGAUGUGAGGGAGGCGGCCAGCGGCUCCCGCUUCAGGAGGCGCAUGUUCGGAGGGGCGGCCGCGGUGCCUUGCCCGCCCCACCGCCCCUCCCCACCGCCGCAGCUGCUGCGCCCGCACCGCGAUAAAAGGGGCGGCCGCACUUCCUGGCGCGAGACCCGGGCUCGUCGCCGCCCGCCCGCCCAGGCGGCGAUGACACGGCGCUCUCGGCAGCCUGUUUCGGCGGCGCCGCCUCCAGCAUGGGCUGUGCCCAGAGCCUCCACGCUUCCGAGAGCCGGGCGGUGUACCAGGGCGGCAACGAGGCCGAGGACGCGCCGGGCCCCGCGGCGCCGCCGCGUUGCGGCCCGGCGGGUCGCGCCACCCACGCGUGCAGACGACGGCCGCCUCGGCCCGGUCCUGCGGCUCCAGCCUCGUGGAGUCCGAGCCAAGCGGUGGCAGCGGGAGCGCCAACGGCAACACGGUAAGGGGUGCCGGGCGGGCGGGGGCUCCGAGGCUGCGGUCCGUGGUGAAAUUCUGGCCCUGCGGCGCGGCAGCUUUCCCGCAGGGCCGGGUGGGUCUCCCUCCCGGCUCGCGGUGCCCUGUCGCCUGGCUUUGGAUGACUUUGACGGACGCCAGCGGACCGUCUUGCCAGGGCAGCGCCUGGCGCGAGACCCGGGCUCGUCGCCGCCCGCCCGCCCAGGCGGCGAUGACACGGCGCUCUCGGCAGCCUGUUUCGGCGGCGCCGCCUCCAGCAUGGGCUGUGCCCAGAGCCUCCACGCUUCCGAGAGCCGGGCGGUGUACCAGGGCGGCAACGAGGCCGAGGACGCGCCGGGCCCCGCGGCGCCGCCGUUGCGGCCCGGCGGGUCGCGCCUCCCACCCGUUCAGACGACGGCCGCCUCGGCCCGGUCCUGCGGCUCCAGCCUCGUGGAGUCCGAGCCAAGCGGUGGCAGCGGGAGCGCCAACGGCAACACGGUAAGGGGUGCCGGGCGGGCGGGGGCUCCGAGGCUGCGGUCCGUGGUGAAAUUCUGGCCCUGCGGCGCGGCAGCUUUCCCGCAGGGCCGGGUGGGUCUCCCUCCCGGCUCGCGGUGCCCUGUCGCCUGGCUUUGGAUGACUUUGACGGACGCCAGCGGACCGUCUUGCCAGGGCAGCGACCGGAGGCAGACCAACCCUGGUCCUGGGGACCGUGCUUAG
Physeter macrocephalus (sperm whale) is the source of this 2130-nucleotide messenger RNA. RefSeq names its product serine/arginine repetitive matrix protein 2-like. Lineage: Eukaryota; Metazoa; Chordata; Mammalia; Artiodactyla; Physeteridae. Bases 1 to 2130 code for a protein of 709 amino acids. The transcript is spliced from 5 exons. The record is from RefSeq and is a predicted model, not a curated record.